UCUCUCUCUCUCUCUCUCUAUUCCCCAAAGCUCCUUUUUCGUAGCACACCCACACCUCCCCCAUUCUAUUCUAUUCCUCCAUUAAAAUCUCCUCUCUCUCUCUCUCUCUCUCUCUCUCUACGCACACAGCGAGGAGAGGAGGCGUGAAGAGGAAACUAAGAAGUGAAACCCUUCUCCAUCUCUAUAUCUAAAGAUCGAACCUUUGAUGUAGAGAGAGAGAGAAAUGGAGGAACCUUUCUAUAUAUAACCCCUUCGCCCUUUUUCCGCUUCAUCGCGCCUUUUGCUCUCCCCUCUCUCUCUCUCUCUCUCUCUCUCUCUCUCUCCUGUCUCAUCAUCGAAUUCCCCGUCGCAUCCCCUAUUCGCCCCUUUCCGAAAUUGGUACUGCACAGUGGGUGAGGCGAGAGUGAUCGCUUGGAGCCUCAGCUUCCCGUUUUUGGAUCAAAUUUCCUAUUUUUUCGGCCCUUUUCCGAUCGAAUUGGGGGGUUAGGGAUCGCGAUCGCGCAUGGCUGCGGUGGCGGAGAACGCGAUCGGGCCGGCGCCUGCGGCGGCGGCGGCGGCGGCGGCGGCGGCGGGGGAGUCGGAGUACCAGAGGGACGUGAGGAACCUCGUCGAUCUCCUCUCCAAAUUGAACCCCUCGGCGAAGGAGUUCGUGCCUUCGUACUGUGCGAGCGGCGGGGCGAAGCCCAAUGCGACGCUCUCCGCCGAUGCGCCCGUUUUCGUGGCGUCGAUCGAUUAUUAUAAUAACAAUAGUAAUUACCAGGUUUCUAGUGGUGGCAGUAAUAAGGACUCCAGCAGCGAUGGAUCGAGUAGCAGUCUCCAGAAUCAGAGAAGGAGAAAUGGAUACAACCGUGGGAGGAGAAGAAUGAAUGAUAGAGCGCGACGAGCCGAGAGAGAAGAGAGCAUUCGGCGAACCGUAUACGUGUCGGAUAUUGAUCAGCAUGUGACUGAAGAGAAGCUUGCUGAAAUCUUUUCUACCUGUGGGCAAGUUGUGGAUUGCCGAGUUUGUGGAGAUCCUCACUCAGUUCUACGUUUUGCCUUCAUUGAAUUUUCUGAUGAAGAUGGUGCAAGGGCAGCAUUAAAUCUUGGUGGGACCAUGCUAGGCUUCUAUCCUGUCAGAGUCUUACCGUCAAAGACUGCGAUCUUGCCUGUUAACCCUAAGUUUCUCCCGCGGUCGGAGGAUGAAAAGGAAAUGGUUGUGAGAACAGUUUAUUGCACUAACAUAGAUAAGAAGAUCACCCAAGCAGAGGUGAAGUUUUUUUUCGAAUCAAUGUGCGGUGAGGUUUCUCGUCUGAGGCUGCUUGGGGAUAAUGUGCACUCCACAAGCAUUGCAUUUAUUGAAUUUGUUCGAGCAGAAAGUGCUAUUGGAGCUCUGAACUGCAGCGGCUUGCUUCUUGGUGCUCUUCCUGUCAGGGUGAGCCCUUCAAAGACUCCGGUGAGGCCGCGAGUACCUCGCACCGCAUCUCACUAACUCCUUUUCAACUAAACCGGCCUUAGUCCGAUCCAUGCGAGACUUUCUAUAGAGGGCUGAUAAAUUAUUGCUAUUAUGUGCAUUAAGAAUUUGUCAGCAGAGAGCAUUUUCUAUCAUCCAAUUUAGAGACAAUCUUCCUACUAGAGUCUAUAACUUUUAAGUAAGACCCAUCUGAACCUUUACCGUCAACCUUCUUGUCGCUUUCAUUUGUUUGUUUUUGGAUGGAACCAUCAAGUGUGUUUAACUUUUCGGCACAAAUAAUCUGUCUUAUCUUUUUUUUUUUUUGUUUUUUUGUUGGGUAAGGAGUUAUCCAAACUGAGCUAAUUUGUUAAUUAUGCAAAACUUAAUUGUUCAGUAUUA
Molecule: messenger RNA, 1828 nt
Organism: Ananas comosus (pineapple)
Lineage: Eukaryota; Viridiplantae; Streptophyta; Magnoliopsida; Poales; Bromeliaceae
Product: polyadenylate-binding protein-interacting protein 11-like
Exons: 10
Coding region: 503-1468 (321 amino acids)
Molecular function (GO): RNA binding
Source: RefSeq, a predicted model, not a curated record